Messenger RNA from Echinococcus granulosus, 2061 nucleotides. Its product is annotated as Pre-B-cell leukemia transcription factor 4. The transcript is spliced from 3 exons. Gene Ontology annotation, biological process: regulation of transcription by RNA polymerase II. Lineage: Eukaryota; Metazoa; Platyhelminthes; Cestoda; Cyclophyllidea; Taeniidae. The coding region runs from base 1 to 2061 and encodes 686 amino acids. The record is from RefSeq and is a predicted model, not a curated record. Gene Ontology annotation, molecular function: DNA-binding transcription factor activity, RNA polymerase II-specific; RNA polymerase II cis-regulatory region sequence-specific DNA binding.
AUGAGACCCACAGUCGAAGCACAGCACCAACUGCAAGCUCAAAUGAAAACCACUGAGCUUAAAUUGGCCGAUUUGAUUCAAGCCGACCAACUGCAGGCCUCGGCCGCAAACGGCCUUGACGCACUGCGCUCCGCCCUGACGGCUCAGCUUACUGGUGCCGUGAUACCACCGCCAUCUGCGGGAGUGCAGCAUAUCACCAUUGGUCUGCCCUCUACCUCACCCCAAACCACUGCUUCGAUUGACAUACCUAAGAUGGACGCGGAGGCAGCGAAGCAUCUGACCAACACGUCUCACCUCGUCAACAUCUCCCAACUCCAAGCCCUCAUAUCGGCGUUAACGGGAGUCAAGGCCUCCCAAGUGCCUAAAGACUCCCUGAAUGAGGUCAUCUCCUCCCAAAUGCUGUUGCAGUCCUCGCCCUCCCUUGUAACUAGCAAUGCUUCGGCGCCGACUACAACACCCCUUGUGGCAGCGGCAGUGGAUGGGCUUAGCUCGGGUGCAAUUAGCUUCUCCAACGCAGGGCUGGCGCUGGCGUCCGCGCUGGCACCGCCUAGCACCACCAACUCCCUGAAGGGAAUUACUCUGCCAACUGGAGAAUUUAUUCCAGUGGCAAGCCUAAUUCCAGGCCAACCAGCCGGUCUGGGCUCCUUUGCCCUGACAAGUGGAGGUCCACCCAGCAGUUUAGCUAGCUUCGUGACAAGCCUGGGUGGUACACCGGUGACACCAGCAACUCCUGCCAUCGCCUCCUCACAGCACCUAGCAUCACGACCCCCACCACCACCGCCUCCACCACAAUUGUCCUUUGAUGCUGCUCUCUUUGCGACUGCUGCCGCAGCUGGUAGUCCUCUUAACAUCGUGGCUCAGGCACCACCAACACCAGCAACACCGCAAUUGCGAACUCAAGGAUUCAGUCAGACCCAAUCGAUAAACAACGGCACUAUGACGCCAGUCACCGUGGUCCCAGCUCUUCCCAGAAGCGACACGACCUCGCCCCAUGUGGCCGUGCAGUCCCUCCGCGAGACCGCCAGCUGUACAAGUCUGGAGGAACUCUCCAGUGCCUGUGGCGCUGGUGGCGGUGGUAGUGGCAGUGGCGGUGGUGGAGCGGGCACGGACACGGACACCUCGGUGGUGGCAGCCGAGGAGGCUGGGACAGAGGGUCUACUCAAUACCCAUCUCGAGGUGACGACCGAGGACAGUGGUUCACCAAUGAGCAGCGCCGGUGCACGCAAAUCGACCUCCGCCUCUGGAAAAGCGAGUCGCCGCACAAGCAGUGGACUGGGUACUCGGCCGCAUCGGCAGAACUUCACUGCAUUACAAAACCGCAUUCUCACCGACUGGUACAACUCGCACCAUUACAAGCCCUACCCCUCCACCGAGGAUACGAAAAUGCUCGCGCAGAAGUCCGAACUCACCUACUCCCAGGUGAAAAAGUGGUUUGCGAACAAGCGAGCUCGAACUUCGAAUAAUGGACUGCCGAAACCACUGCCUCCAACAGCCCCAGAUACUCCGUCAACGGCAUCUGCGGACACUUCGGCAUUCGUGGCUGCCGCGGUGGCAGCUGCUGCGGCUGCCAACCAGUCAAGCCUGCUGCCCAACGGGAGCGCUGGAGUGAUGAUGCAGCCACAGCAGGCCCAACAGGCACAGACGACAGCGGGGACGAAGACGGGCAGUAUUCUCGUGCCGUCAGGCCUCAUGAUUCGACCUAACGGAGCCACGCUGGCGGCAGCAGCUCUGAGUGCCGGAGGACUCACCAUCCUUGCACCGCGACCACCACUCUCCUCUUCUCAACCGGCAGUAGUCACGCCCUCUACCACAUCUGUCACUACAACCGCCAUCACCUCUCCCAAAGCGACCCCCUCCGUGGCGACAGAAGGAACUGGAAUUGAGGUUCCCUCAGUCUCUCCAUCCCCAAAUGCUACGGUGGUUGAGGAAACGCAGCAACCGUCCACAUACCCCAUCUGUUCACCAUCUCCAGCUCAUCUCAAAAAGGAAAAUAUGGAGGACAAAGUGGUAAAAGAGGAAAAGGAUGAUGAAGAUGAGGGCAAAGCCAAGGAGGCCAUUUAG